AUGAACAUUGCCUCUGGUAUUCCGAAAUUCUUUCCUAUAGCAAUGAUCCAACAACACGAUAGUGAUUACGUUCGAGAUGAUACGAUGUUCAUCAAAAUCAUGGUCGAUUUUAGCAAUUUGCCAAAAAUGCUUUUGCCCUUCGCGUUAAAUUUACAUCCUGGUCUACCCACACAUGUUCAACAACAAAUGAUCGAACAAGAAUCACAACGACGUCAAGAUUCGAUGGUUACUAUAACCAGUUCAACUUCUCCGACAGUUUCUCAAGGCACGUGUGGCUAA
Molecule: messenger RNA, 279 nt
Organism: Didymodactylos carnosus
Lineage: Eukaryota; Metazoa; Rotifera; Eurotatoria; Philodinida; Philodinidae
Source: the annotation of a GenBank genome assembly